AUGAAUUUGAGGGAUGUAAAAUUGAUAGCAAAAAUCUCCAACCGUGAACAACCAUGUUUAUAUCAAUGGAGUGAAUGGGGUCCAUGCUCGGAAACAUGCUCGUCCUCUUCACGCCUACCAUCUCGAUCACGAUAUGUCCUUAAUAAAACCAUUGUCCAAGCUCGUGGUCGUUUCCCAAGCUGUCCCAGAAAUUUGGAAACAAUGGCCGAACAUAUGCCUUGCAACGUUUAUCGAUGUCCGGUGGCUCUUAGUUCCUUUACUACCUGGACCCAAUGUUUUUACAAAGAUCCUAAUAUUCGUAAACCAGGUGGUUGCUACAGAAUGCGCGAUCUUCCUACCACAAAUCAGCUUAUCUAUAUCGAUACUGAUGAACUUGUUAGUGACUGCGAUUGUCCCGAUCAUAUUGUCUAA
This is a messenger RNA of Loa loa (African eye worm), 411 nucleotides long. RefSeq lists its product as hypothetical. NCBI's taxonomy places the organism in Eukaryota, Metazoa, Nematoda, Chromadorea, Rhabditida, Onchocercidae. The record is from RefSeq and is a predicted model, not a curated record. The coding region runs from base 1 to 411 and encodes 136 amino acids. The transcript has 3 exons.